This is a messenger RNA of Quercus robur (English oak), 1161 nucleotides long. RefSeq lists its product as uncharacterized. Gene Ontology annotation, molecular function: 2 iron, 2 sulfur cluster binding. The record is from RefSeq and is a predicted model, not a curated record. Gene Ontology annotation, cellular component: mitochondrion. NCBI's taxonomy places the organism in Eukaryota, Viridiplantae, Streptophyta, Magnoliopsida, Fagales, Fagaceae. The transcript has 8 exons. The coding region runs from base 197 to 793 and encodes 198 amino acids. Gene Ontology annotation, biological process: P450-containing electron transport chain.
CCGACCCGAACCGAUCCAGUCAUUUUCUAUCCUUUCUGCCCACCUUUUCUCAGCUCUGCCGAACCAAUUGAGGUCUAAAUUAUAAUACCCAGAUCGACUCGGACUCGGAUCCAAAUUUCAACACCUCCGCUAUCAGUUUCUGUUACCAGAGACAACCUCAGAGAGUUGGGGGCAGCGUUUUUUUUGAAGUGUGAUUAUGUUGGUAUCUAAAGUUUCAAGAGCUGGAAUUUUGAUGCUCAGAGGACUCUCAAGAGGGAAAUUGACACCCUUAACUAGAGCAGGAUAUAUACAAAGGCCUUAUGGCCAAUAUUUGCAACCGUGGUUUGAACGACAGAUAGAAACCAAGGUGUUCCAGGGUUCCAUAUUUCUGAAGCAUCGUAAUUUUUCUACCACUACUACUGCCAAUGCAUCAGAGAAAGGGAGUGAAAAGGAAGAAACGAUAUCCGUCACAUUUGUUGACAAGGAUGGGGAAGAGCAGCACAUUAAGGUCCCGAUUGGAAUGUCUAUGUUGGAAGCUGCUCAUGAAAAUGAUAUAGAGCUUGAAGGAGCAUGUGAAGGCUCACUUGCCUGUUCAACAUGUCAUGUGAUUGUGAUGGACAUGGAGUAUUACAAUAAGUUAGAAGACCCUGCUGAUGAGGAAAAUGAUAUGUUGGAUCUGGCCUUUGGGCUUACAGAAACAUCUCGCUUGGGUUGUCAAGUGAUUGCAAAACCUGAACUUGAUGGAAUUCGCUUAGCUAUUCCUGCCGCCACCCGAAACUUUGCAGUUGAUGGGUAUGUACCAAAACCACACUAGAGAUAUACAAGGGCACUGGAGAGUUUUUGCUGAUAGUAAAGGAAACAAUCAUCCCAAUUUUGUAGCUCCUCAAUUAUAUUUGGUCAAUGAUAAUUGAUCAGACUUUUUGUCAGUGUUUUUCUAUUGUUUAUUGUUUAUAAUGGUGUUGAGUUAAUCUGUAUGACAAUAAGUCUAUAGAUGACAUGCUCAUUAUGGUGCCAAGUUAACCUGCACGACAAGAAUUUACAGGUAAAUGAUGUCAGAGAAAAGGGCUGCUUUUUGUAAUGGCUUAGAGAUUAAUUUAUGUUUUAUUCUUUGCUCUUCAAGGAUAAUUUCCCUUUUUUAAGGCCAAAAUAUAUACAUCUAUGUCAUUCAUAUUUUGUAUCAAA